Messenger RNA from Helianthus annuus (common sunflower), 951 nucleotides. RefSeq lists its product as uncharacterized. The record is from RefSeq and is a predicted model, not a curated record. The transcript has a single exon. NCBI's taxonomy places the organism in Eukaryota, Viridiplantae, Streptophyta, Magnoliopsida, Asterales, Asteraceae. Bases 1 to 951 code for a protein of 316 amino acids.
AUGACCGGCAAAGAACAUACGUCCAACACCGAACCUAAAUCCUCCUCCCUGCAUCCAGCCUAUACGGUGACCAACAUUCAAAACAAGGUUCGCACUCUCGACGGCACCAAGGUUACGUAUUCAUCAUGGGUAAAGCUUUUCAAGUUACAUGCAAAAGCUUACAAGGUUCUUGAUCAUAUCGACGGCACGACUGCACCAAAGGAAGGCGACGAUGACUAUGAUUCCUGGCAAGAGAUCGACGCCCUUAUUCUCCAAUGGAUAUACGCCACGCUAUCCGACGAGUAUUUGGUUCGGGUUCUUGAAACCGAUGCUACGGCACGAGCCACAUGGGUGAAACUUGAAGGUAUUUUUCUUAAUAACAAAGGCUCUCGAGCUACGACUCUUGAGCAUGACUUUACAAAUCUCACAUUUGGAGCUUGUGCAUCCCUCGACGAAUAUUGUCAGAAACUUAAAGACAUCGCCGAGCAACUAGGCGAUGUCGGCUUUCCGGUUAGCGAGCCACGACUCGUUAUGCAACUUGUUCGAGGCCUACCGUCCGAGUAUGAUGUUACCGCUGCCCUCAUCAAUCAAACCUCCCCUACAUGGGAUGAAGCUCGCACCAGUCUGCAAAAAGAACAACAACGCCAAGCCGCCCGCCAAAAUAACAACCAAUCGGUGCUUGUCACCACUCCGAUUCCCGCUGCUACCGUUACCGAACCAUCUACCCAAACUAACAACCCACCCGCACCUAAUACAGCCCCUACAGAUCCUAAUCGGUACUCACAAAAUUAUUAUGAUCCAAACCGUCCUCAUGGCCGUGGACGCGGCUACCGUGGCGGUCGUGGUCGGGGCUCUCGGGGACGUGGCAACUAUAGCAACCAAUACUCUACCUCUCAAUGGAACCAACCCUCACCCACCUAUCCACCCGCUUACGGCCCACAGCAAUCUCCGGCCCCUUUCCUGCUGGGUUAA